Messenger RNA from Ostrinia furnacalis (Asian corn borer), 2320 nucleotides. RefSeq lists its product as uncharacterized. The record is from RefSeq and is a predicted model, not a curated record. NCBI's taxonomy places the organism in Eukaryota, Metazoa, Arthropoda, Insecta, Lepidoptera, Crambidae. Gene Ontology annotation, cellular component: extracellular matrix. Bases 61 to 2250 code for a protein of 729 amino acids. The transcript has 11 exons.
CUUUUAUAAGAGGGGACAUUCACAAAAAUAUCAGUAGUCUUCCACAGAUCACCAGGAAAGAUGAUCCUCAAAAUCGCAGCCAUCGGGUUGGUCACGGCUCUUGUAUGGUUACAAGGUGCUAAUGGAGCUUCCUACUCGAAAGUUUACGUCCAGUCUGGUGGCCCAGAUGUAGUUCCAUUGGAAUAUUAUAAUUAUGGUGCUCCGCCCGUGAUCUCAGAUCCCCAAAUAGCUCGCUUAUCAGCAGCGCCUAUUGGAUCAAUCGUACCUGUUCAAACGGUAUCCAAUGUAAUACCGCCUUGCGUCUCGCCGUGUGUGGUCUCUGGUCCUAGCAUUGCCCCAGUAGCUCCAGUCCCCAGUGCUAAGAUUGUUUCCUACAACUCUCCACAAAUUCCUGUUGUGGUUGCGGCAAACAAGGACCAUGGUUAUGAAUAUUCUUACGUAGUAUACGAUGAAAAUACUGGCGAUAGAAAAGCCCAACGUGAACUAAGUGAUGGCGCUGUAGUCCGUGGAGAGUACUCAUUUUUGCAACCCGACGGGUACGUUCGGGAAGUGCAAUAUACAGCUGACGAUUUGACGGGAUUCAAUGUCGUCGUUAAAAGCAUUUUGCCCGAGACUGUUAAAAAACCCGAAAAAGGUGAGCAAGCUCCGUGUCCUAUUGUGAAACAUGAAGAUUUAAAAGUAAACGUAUCAACUGAUGCUCCAUCUCAUGAUGAUCAUGGGCAUGAAGGGCAUGACCAUGGACCUGAAGGUCACGACCAUGGACACGAAGGUCAUGACCAUGGGCCUGAAGGACACGACCACGGGCACGAAGGUCAUGAUCAUGGACCUGAAGGACACGACCACGGACACGAAGGUCAUGACCAUGGACCUGAGGGACACGAUCAUGGACACGAAGGUCAUGACCACGGACCCGAAGGUCAUGACCACGUGCACGUUGAAUUAGUAGAAGUCAAGGAACCCACACAUGAAGCAGUCGUUGUAGAGCACACAGAGCCUGAACAUGAAGCUGUUCAAGAACACGAGCUUGUUCACGAGCCAGAACCUGAACAAGCGCAUGUUGAACAAAUCCCCAUAACAGAGCAUGCUCCCGAACCAGAGCACGAGCAUCCCCAUGCUCCUGUGCCAGCCGUGGAACAAGUUGAAGUACAUUCCGAAAUCCCAGCGGUCACGCACGAAGCGGUGGUAGAAGUAGUUGACUUGCCACACCAGGAUCCAUCCCCCAAUGUGUUAGUACCUUAUGAUGAGGUACUCCGAUGCUUACAAGCCAAAUCUCAAUCACAAAAGGGAUUGAGCUUUUCUCCACUAACUUACAUUAUUUUGCCAGCUUCUCAACGCCCAUGUAUCGUAGCUUUCAGCGCCCUCUUGGCCGCGGCCAACGCUGGUCUCUUCGGGCACGCCACCUCGCACCAGAGCAUCGUCCGCCACGACGAGCACCACGCGCCGGCCCACUACGCUGCCCCAGUAGUCCACGCUGCCCCAGUAGCUCACUACGCUGCCCCAGUAGUCCACGCCGCCCCAGUAGCUCACUACGCCCCGGUCGCUUACGCCGCCCCUGCUGCUCACUACGCGCAUGACGAAUACGCUCACCCUAAAUACGACUACGAAUACUCAGUGGCCGACCCCCACACCGGCGACCACAAGUCCCAGCACGAGUCCCGCGACGGCGACUCCGUCCAUGGCUACUACUCCCUGGUCCAGCCUGACGGCUCCGUCCGCAAGGUCGAGUACACCGCUGACGCACACAACGGUACACCCGACUUUGAAACUACAAGCAAAAUGUUCAGCAAAAUUGUAGCCUUCGGUGCCCUCUUGGCUGCGGCCAACGCAGGCUACCACGGUCACGCGGUGUCUUCCCAGAGCAUCGUCCGCCACGACGAGGGUGGCCACGCUCCGUUGGGCUAUUACGCUGCGCCCGCGCACUACGCCGCUCCCCUGGUGCACGCCGCUCCCCUGGCCCAUUAUGGUGCUCCCCUGGCCUACGCUGGCCACUACGAAGGUCAUGAUGACUAUGCCCACGCUCACCCCAAAUACGACUUCGCUUACUCCGUGGCCGACCCCCACACCGGCGACCACAAGUCCCAGCACGAGUCCCGCGACGGCGACUCCGUCCACGGCUACUACUCCCUGGUCCAGCCUGACGGCUCCGUCCGCAAGGUCGAGUACACCGCUGAUGACCACAAUGGCUUCAACGCGGUAGUACACAACUCCGCCCCGUCCGUCCACCCCGAGCCCGCCUACCACCACUACUGAACAAAGACUUGUAUUCUUGAAGCCAUGAACCAAACUUUGUACUUAAUUUAUUAAAAACCUUAAUAUUUAA